GGAUUAUCCCUCAGCCUCUGAGACAUGCUGGUGUGGUCAGACUUAUCGUCCUCUCUGGGUUCACUUUGGCCGCAGAGGUCAAAGCUGUAAAAAUAAAAUUUGCUGAAUAUUCUUUACCCCUUGAAGUACCAGCUCUGAAGGACACAUUUGGACUACAACAUUAUUCCAUUCCAACAGGAGCCAUUUAUUUUUAGGAGUUGAGUUUUAUUUCAAGUUUUUUCUUAUUUUGCAACGAUGGAGGAAAUUACGUGCAUGAGGAACCCAGCUCUGCUGCAGAGGACAGGUUUAGUCAUUAGAGUGCUUUGCCACAUCCAGGAAAAUGUCUGGCUCCUACGAUGAAAGUGCAGGUGCUGACGACACCAUGGACAGCUUCUGGGAGGUGGGGAACUACAAACGUGCUGUCAAGAGGUUUGAUGAUGGCCAUCGGCUCUGUAAUGACCUUAUGAGCUGCCUGCAGGAACGUUCCAAGAUAGAGAAAGCCUAUGGUGAUCAGCUAACUGCUUGGUCCAAGAGAUGGAGACAGCUAAUUGAAAAAGGUCCACAGUAUGGCUCCGUGGAAAGAGCCUGGUUGGCUGUGAUGACCGAGGCCGAGAAGGUGAGCGAGUUGCACCAAGACGUGAAAAACAACCUUGUGAACGAUGAUGUUGAGAAAGUGAAGAACUGGCAGAAGGAAGCGUACCACAAGCAAAUGAUCGGAGGAUUCAAAGAGGCCAAGGAGGCAGAGGAGGGCUUCAAGAAGGCUCAGAAACCAUGGGCUAAGAAGCUCAAGGAGAUGGAAACAGCAAAGAAAGCUUACCACAUGGCCUGUAAGGAGGAGAAGCUGGCUGCAACCAGAGAGGCCAAUGGCAAAACUGAGGCUUCAGUCACACCAGACCAGCAGAAGAAACUUCAUGAGAAAGUGGACAAAUGCAAACAGGAUGUGCAGAAAGCUAAAGAAAAGUACGAGAAGUCUCUGGAGGAGCUGAACAAGUGCACCCCUCAGUACAUGGAGAGCAUGGAGCAGGUGUUUGACCAGUGCCAGCAGCAUGAAGUCAAGAGGCUGACCUUCCUCAAGGAGGCCUUGCUGGACAUCAAACGCCAUCUUAACCUCACUGAGAACCAAAGCUAUUCCACAAUAUACAGAGAACUGGAGCGCAUGAUCUUGGCUGCAAACACACAAGAGGACCUGAAGUGGUUCAGUAACAACCACGGCCCUGGGAUGCACAUGAACUGGCCUGCAUUUGAGGAAUACAAUCCAGAUCAAGCCAAUGCUCCUCCAAAGAAGAAGAAACCAGAUGGAGCCCCACCCACUCCAAGCACCGACCAUGUGGCUCCACCUGGUGACCGUAGCAGUGUGAGCAGCUAUGAUAAGAACCAAGCUUACUCGACUGAGUGGUCUGAUGACGAACAGCCCGCUGCGUACUCAGGCAAUGAAAAUGGAGGCAACGGGAAUUCAUUUGAAGAUGAUUCCAGCACUGGAAAAGGGGUCCGUGUGCGUGCUCUGUAUGACUAUGAAGGCCAGGAACAGGAUGAGCUGACCUUCAAAGCAGGCGAUGAACUGACCAAGACUGAGGAUGAAGACGAACAAGGCUGGUGUAGAGGUCGUUUGGACAACGGCCGAGAGGGACUGUACCCAGCCAAUUAUGUUGAGCCAAUCUAGUCAUGUUACUAGACAAGGACAUGCCAUUGGAGGCAGAUUGAACUGUCCCGUCCAAUUGCACCGCACAUAGCCAGAGACUUAAGAGCAACACAUCCCCUGCCCAACAGACGCGCCAAGCAGUCUUGCCUAAAUAAAAACUUAGUAACCUAAAAGACAGUAUAUCAGUAUAAUAUAUUUUAUCCAUCAUUUGGGGUGGGUGGACUUAAAACAUUGAAAAACAGGAGCAGCAGUUAUUCCAGUAUAUACACACUCAGCUAUAACAUCACAACAGUGCAGGAACACCUUUGCUUCUCUGUGUAGCUGUAUUUAACGUAUAAUGCAGCUUAUUUAAACUUGCAGUAUACUGCAGUCUGUUCUCUUGUGAAAAUGGGAAGAUAAUAUAAUCAGUUAUGCCCAUUAAACAAAGAAGAGCUUCUCUAACCUGCAUUGUGUAUAUACAGUGUGAUGCCAUUUUUGUGUAGCAUUUUUAAUGCUGUGUGUGGUCCGUUGUCAUUCUUACAUCGGGAAUGCUGUGUAGUGUUAAAAGUACCACAGACAGUAUCCUCUUUUUUGUUUUUGUUUUUUUGUUUUUCUUUGUGAUUUGGUCCAAUCUCUUUUCCAGUGUGUGCAGUGCUAUGUGUUUUUAACUGUUUCUGACCUUGCAUAGCAGCAUGUGCUAUGCAAAAACUUGCAUUCCCUGAAUCCUGCAGCCUCAUUUAAGGCUACAACUUGAUGCAACACUUCAACUACCAAUGCAGAGUUCACUUCUAACAUCACAUGCUUCUGGACAUGCACGUUUUUUCUGUUUUCAUGAGAGGAAGCUUGCUGAUGAACUGAUUUUAUGUGUUUGCUUUAUUUUCAACAUUUUUUUUUUAGCAUCACAAGGUCUUUGACAACAUCAUCGUCAUGCAAUUCAUGGAAAUGAUACACAGUACAUUUUCUGCAGAAGCUUUCAUUCUUGGUUCAGUAAUUCUUAUUUUACUCCACCACUGCGAACAAGAAACACAAGUGAUGCAUUCCCUCAGACUGAAGCUGGAUCAAGUCAUCUUCUUGAGGUUGCCACUGCAUUAUAAGAGGAGGGUUUUGAACAAUGCCUGUACCAGGCACUUUUCUUCCAGAUCAAGGGGCCAAUGGAGGCUUGUCAAUGCAUUACUGUGCACCAGACUGUUGUCUGAGAGUCGAAGCCUCUCCAACAGGACAUGAAUGUACUAGUGUUUGGGCUUGAAAGAGGGCAUGUUGUCUAAACAUUGUUCUCCACUGUCAUUUGAAGCCCUACCUAGCAAAAAACACUAGUUAUGUGGCCCGUUUCCCUGCUGAGCCAAAGAAUGACCCGCUACCAUCAGUUAUCUCUUUUCUCUCCAUGCAAUAACUUCACAUAUCACAUGUAAAACAGCUUCAGUGAAGAUCAACUUGUAGCUGCCUCCCAGUCCACCCAAACUUCAUUUAUCUGUAAAGCACUGUGUAAUGACACAGGGAAUACAUUUGUCACCAGGAUUCUAUUGCACAUAAGACGAUUCUUCCACAGUGCAAUACCUAGUUAUUAUUAAAUCUGUAACUUGCUCCAUAGAAAUUAAAUUUCUAGCAGGACUUUUAUUCAUCCGAUUAGAGAAUUUAUCUUGCCACGAGUUGCACCUAAAUCUCUGAUUAAAUAAUUAGAUGGGAGAGAUGCUUUUUAUAACUUAGUUGUCCUGAAGUUUUUAACUUUCACUGGACUGCAGUCAGAUGUGUUUAGCUCUGUGUCUGGAAAUGGAUUCGACAGGUUUGGGUCUCACACAUGAGGAGAAACACAUCACCAGCUCACAAGUUGUGUCUUAGAGUAAAGCUGUCCAGCAUAGCAAAAAGGACUUCUACCAUCAAACUGUCCCACAUCCUCUAUAUACAUCACAUAUACACAGACACACACAAACACACAUACGUUAAAUACACAUUAUACACAAUACACAUCAAAACAUGCAAAUUCAAACACAGAGUCAGCAUUACCAGGUUAAUAUUUUGAGGGAAACAUCUUUGUCAUCCAGUAUGUAUGAGUUGUGUAAAUGUAACAGAAAAAAAAUGUUUAAAAAAAUUGCAAGUGAUUGACUAUAAAGACAAAAUGUAGUGUUAUACAUGUAAAUGUGUUUCAUUAAAAUAACAGCAAUGGAAAACAUAUUAAGUAAUAGGUACCAUAUCGUAUGAAUUUCAUUGCAAUGGAAUUGUCAGUGUACCAUAAGAGCGUGACGUUAUCCCACGCUGUCAGAUUUGUAUAUGAUGAUGUAAUUUAAAGAUUAUAUUCUAUUGUAACUGUACAACUGUGUUGAGUUGAAAAUGAGACCUAACCAUGUUGAGGCAGUAAAAAGGUGUACAUGUAAAUGCUU
Molecule: messenger RNA, 3972 nt
Organism: Sphaeramia orbicularis (orbiculate cardinalfish)
Lineage: Eukaryota; Metazoa; Chordata; Actinopteri; Kurtiformes; Apogonidae
Gene: pacsin1a
Product: protein kinase C and casein kinase substrate in neurons 1a
Exons: 10
Coding region: 320-1639 (439 amino acids)
Biological process (GO): regulation of endocytosis; cytoskeleton organization; positive regulation of dendrite development
Cellular component (GO): plasma membrane; cytoplasm; endosome
Molecular function (GO): protein binding; phospholipid binding
Source: RefSeq, a predicted model, not a curated record